This is a messenger RNA of Temnothorax curvispinosus, 2790 nucleotides long. RefSeq lists its product as uncharacterized. NCBI's taxonomy places the organism in Eukaryota, Metazoa, Arthropoda, Insecta, Hymenoptera, Formicidae. The coding region runs from base 175 to 1071 and encodes 298 amino acids. The transcript is spliced from 4 exons. The record is from RefSeq and is a predicted model, not a curated record.
CGAGCAUGGUAUAAAUACAAGGGUAUGCUCAUCCCGUGGACACCCACUGCGCAGUCAAAGUGUGACGUCACACUCGGCUAGAAUCUGAUUGGACCCAUUGGACCACAAUUAAAUAUGGCCCUGGUGCUUGUCGUUUAGAUCCGGAGAAACGUGAUUGUGGACAUUAAGUAUGCAAUGUCCUGUUCCGUGAAAGGUUGUGGCAAUUAUUAUCGAAAAACAAAAUUGCUUGACGGAAACAGCAUAAAAUAUUUUUCGUUUCCGAAAGAUUUUACGAUCGCAGCUAAGUGGCUUGCAGCAUGUGGAAAACAAAACGUUAACCUCAACGUUAACAUUAAAAAAAGUAUGAUAUGUUCCCAACACUUCGAUGCAUCAUGCUUUGUACAGCCGUCGAAAGAAAAGUCCCUUUUCUAUGCUCAAAAAAGACUGACAAAAUUGAGACCAGAUGCAAUUCCUACGUUGCGUUUAAUGUGUGACGCGCCGCAAAUGGAAGCUGUUCGUUAUAAUAAAAGAUCAUUGCCAUUAAUUGAUACGUCGGAUAUGUCAGAAUUAAUAUGCAAUGACACAUCAACUUCGAAAUUAACAUGCAAUGACACAUCAACUUCGGAAUCAACAUGCAAUGACACAUCAACUUCGGAAUCAACAUGCAACGAUACAGUGAUAUUUGCCACAUUUGGCGAUGAUAUACCUGUGUCAAAAGAAAUCCAGUCGAUCAAUACUAUAACAGCGUUACCAUCUACAUCAAAGGAUGUAACUGGUCUCUUGAAGAAACUUAAUAGUGUUGAAGAGCAAUUAGCAGCAACACAAAAGAAGUUGCUUAUGUACAAAGAGAAAGAGAAGAAAGGCGACGAAAAUGCGGAAACAAAAAUAUACCAGAUACUCGGAAAAAUAUUUACUCCGGGGCAAAUACGGAUGUUACUAAACCCGUCUAAGAAACGUAUAUCAUGGUCUCCAGAAGAUAUAGCAAGUGCUAUAUCGUUACGAUCUAUCAGUCCGAAGGCAUAUCGCUAUUUAAGGAAUGUUUUGCAGAUACCGCUCCCUGGUCCAUCAACGCUCAGAAGAUCGCAAAUGUGAGCAAGUCGUUGGACCUCACAAGACGUGUCAAUGUAUCAUGGUACGAAGCUUGUUUUCCAAUUGGAAGCAGCCAGUGUAUUACAACUUUGAUGAACCUAUGUCUAAGAGCACGCUUUUGCACGUUAUUUCGGAAAUGUAUAAUAUAGGCUAUACGGUUAUUGCUGUGACGAGUGAUAUGGGUUCGGGUAAUAUGGGAUUGUGGUCAGAAAUGGGAAUAGGAAUUGCACCUAAAAAAUGUUACUUUCAGCAUCCUGUUUGUAUUGAACUCAAAGUUUUCGUAUUUGCAGAUAUGCCCCAUCUCGUUAAGCUGGCGCGUAAUCAUUUCCUCGAUAAGGACUUCAACGUUAACGGAGUAAUUUUAAGUAAAAAAAGUUUAGAACGGUUGUUAGCUAUUAAUAUUAAGGAUUUGAAAGUGGCGUACAAAAUAUCUCAGUACCAUUUAGACCUGCAAGGUACUGAGCGACAAAAAGUACUCCCAGCUGUGCAGCUACUGUCUGCCAUUACCGCUGCUUCAUUACGAUGGUGUGGACAAAAAGGUUUUCUCGAAAAUGUAGAGUGGGUGGAAACAGCACGUAUGAUCAAAUUGUUGAAUGACUGGUUUGAUAUAUUCAACUCAAAAUCGAUGUACGGCAACCAUUCAGGAAAAAAUGCAUAUGGCAAGAACUUAGAGGAACAAAAUGCAAUACUUCACGAAAUGACGUCUUUCAUGUACGAACUAAGAGUAGGAAAUCACAAAAGUUUAAUGUUAUUUCAGAAAGGGUUCAUCGUGAGCAGUAAUUCUUUGGAACAAUUAUUACCGUAUUUAAUUGAGAAGUAUUCCACGGCUAAUAUUGAAUAUGUCAUAACAAAUCGGUUAAACCAAGAUGUAUUAGAAAAUUUCUUUUCUUUUAUAAGAUCGAAUGGUGGUGGUGCGAAUGAUCAACCAACAGCCUUAGAUUUUAAGUAUAGAGUAAAACGCUAUAUAUUAGGAAAAUUUUCUACGACUAUUUUCUGCAAAAAUACAAAUGUCACAGAAAGCGAACGAAAUGUAUCCUGUUUAAUAUUUCCGCUUAACGAUGAUAAUUGUGAAGAGUAUAUUUUAAGUAAUAUGUUAGCGCCGUACACAAACGAAGACGAAACAACCGAUCUUCAUAUCGAAGAAGAAUUCUUAACAGAAAAUGAAAUUAAUAAUAAUAAGGAAAAUCGCGUUCCAUGCUUUAAUUCAGCAACAUAUAUUCCUACUUUAGAAGAAGAACAAAUACUAAAAUCAUUAGAUGAAAUGGAAAUUGUCGACAAUAUUGAGGAUCAAGGUUUAUUAUAUAUAGCUGGCUAUGUAGCAUAUAGAUUCAAAAGUAAACACGACACACUAGGUAUUAAAACAUGCGAGCUACCAAUUGUCAAUGAUCUAGAUUGGUUACAAUUUAUUUCCCGAGGGAAAUGCAUGUACCCAUCGUCUGAUCUUUUAAAAGCUGCACAUAUUAUGAACACAGAAUUCUCCAAGUAUCACGGUUCAAAGCUUAGUAAAGACAAAUUCAUCUUCAAGAAACUUACGGAUAAAAUAGAAAUUGCAUUAAAACCUAUCGAACUGCCAAGAGAGGUCUUGCUAUGUCUUGUUAGGACAAGAACCUACAUUAGGGUACGCGAAAUUAAUCGAACCAUUGCUGUACAAAAUAGAUUUAAGAAUAAAAAAAAGAAGUUAACCAAAUUUACGAAUAAUAAAUCUUUUUCAUAGCAUCUUUA